This is a messenger RNA of Scutellospora calospora, 157 nucleotides long. The record is from the annotation of a GenBank genome assembly. NCBI's taxonomy places the organism in Eukaryota, Fungi, Glomeromycota, Glomeromycetes, Diversisporales, Gigasporaceae.
AUGACUAAUAAGUCAGAAGAAUCAUAUAGAAGAUUAUUUCAAAGACUAAUAGAUUUUGGGGAAAUGCAUAAUAUUGAUUUGCAGCCUCAAAUAAUCUUAACAGAUUUUGAGAGUACUGCUAUAAAUGCUGUUCAAUUAGAGUUCGAUAAUGUCCAAA